Messenger RNA from Odocoileus virginianus texanus, 1388 nucleotides. Lineage: Eukaryota; Metazoa; Chordata; Mammalia; Artiodactyla; Cervidae. The record is from RefSeq and is a predicted model, not a curated record.
AUGGUUGUGAUUGUGCCAGGCAGGGCUCGGCCUCUCGCCUCCCCACUCCUAGGUUUGCCCCCUACUUCUCCCCCGCCCCUCUGCACACUUCCCCCUGCCCCAGGCCCGCCACACCUGGGAAGAACUGCCAUCCCGGCUAGGAGAGUCAGCGGCGGCGUCAGCGGCGGCCGGGGCGGUGGGAGAGGAGCGCCGGAAAAAGAUCGCGCCGGCGGAGCGGCCUCAGCCAGCGGCUUCCUGCGGCGGGCCAGCCCCGGCAGCCUCCUGCCCGGGCUCCAGAAAUUGACAUCUUCCAAUAACAGACCUCGAGAGGACAGCUGGUUAAAAUCCUUGUUUGUCCGAAAAGUUGACCCAAGGAAAGAUGCUCACUCUAAUCUCCUAGCCAAAAAGGAAACCAGCAGUCUGUACAAAUUACAGUUUCACAAUGUUAAACCGUAAUGCCUAGAAGCAUACAACAAAAUUUGUCAAGAGGUGUUGCCAAAGAUUCAUGAAGAUAAACAUUACCCUUGUACUUUGGUGGGGACUUGGAACACGUGGUAUGGCGAGCAGGAUCAAGCUGUUCACCUUUGGAGAUAUGAAGGAGGCUCUCCAGCCCUCACAGAGGUGAUGAGUAAACUCAAAGAAAAUCAGGAAUUUUCAGAAUUCCGUAAGGCAAGAAGCAACAUGCUUCUCUCGAGAAAGAAUCAGCUGCUGUUGGAGUUCAGUUUCUGGAAUGAACCCAUCCCACGGUCAGGACCGAACAUAUACGAACUCAGAUCCUACCGGCUCCGACCAGGAACUAUGAUUGAAUGGGGCAAUUACUGGGCUCGUGUCAUUCGCUUCAGACAGGUUGGUAAUGAAGCAGUUGGAGGGUUCUUCUCCCAGAUUGGGCAGCUCUAUAUGGUGCACCAUCUUUGGGCUUACAAGGAUCUUCAGACCAGGGAAGAUAUACGGAAUGCAGCAUGGCAUAAACAUGGCUGGGAAGAACUAGUAUAUUAUACAGUCCCACUUAUUCAGGAAAUGGAAUCCAGAAUCAUGAUCCCACAGAAGACCUCGCCCCUCCAGUGAAGCAACGGACUGGAGAUGUGCCUACAGAAGUUUAGGUGACAUGUGCUUGUCAUCAAUCAACUUGAACUGUGUUACAGUGAGAGAGAAACACUGAAGUGUCAACUGCUGUAUACAGCUUGUAAAAGACCUCUUUUCUUUAAAAUUUACAUAAUCACAGGACAGGAAACUGUUACAGUUCGGCUGAUUGUAAAAGUGCGCUGUAGUCCUCUGAAAUAUCCCUAGGUUUGUCGAAUGUACCGUAUAAUAUUAACACCAAGACACCUCUCCCCACCCCCCCAGAAAAAGACAGCCCAGUUGAAAAUUGGAGUCAUCUCCAAGUAAGAAUCUAACCAUGGGAAAAAAAA